CGCCACCAGGAGCAGCAACUGGCUAUGGAUUUUGAGUUGGCCCAGCAAUUUGCGCUUUCUCCUAACUCACCACCUCCAUUUGUUCCGGUACUUCCACCAGCACAAGAGCCUUUUUUUCGUUUUCACCAUGCACAAAACCUCUUUUUGGCCAUCUUUCUGUGAAUGGCAAGUAGAAGAGUGUUGCAUCUUAACUCCGUAUAGGCGAAACAACUUACACGAAAAAACGGUGUCCCUAUCAGUAACAAUAAACCUAGGAGACCUUUGAAGCUUGACCACUUUGUCAUCCUGAGCAAUAUCUGCAGCAUUGUAGGGGUGCUCCAAGCGAGGAAAUGAGCUGCCUUGCCUAAACAAUAAACCACAAUCAGAAUAGUGGUCUUAGAGUAAGACUUGGGUAUCCCACCUGUAGGAUCCAUUGAGUUUAGACCAUAUGCAUAUAUAUUGGGGAUUGGAAGUAGUCGGAAGAAAAACCUGGAGAAGCCACAUUCUCUGGUUUAAAACGCUGACAGGCUAAGUAAGCACGGACAAAAUUGUGAACAUCACAUUCCAAUCCUUUCCAGGAGAAGAGAGAGAGAACUUUUUCGGUAUGUUGGACUCAUUCCGAAGUGUCCUCCAUUCCUAAUAGCGUGAAAGGGGCUAAGUCUUCUCUUGAUAUCCUAUUGGCCCCAACAAGUAUGCCAUUGAGCUUAAGCAGCUGAUGAUGUUAAGAAAUCUUAGGCUAGGCAGUAGGGUGGAAAUAGGGGUGGUCAAAGCGAAGGAAUGAUCUUCAUGCACACGUGGGAGCACAUCCACUGAUAAUUUCUGUUCCUAUUUCUGAUACACAAUCUGACCAUUCAAACCCCAAAACUUAUGAAGACAAUUUGCUGAUAUGAAUUAACCUCAUUUCGUUCCAGAAGAUGCUUUAAAGGUUGAACAUUCAGUCAGUGGCUCACAGUUCAAAACAGUUUCUGGAGACAAAAAUUCUAUGUGUGGUGGUGCGACUAGAGAUGUUGGAAUGUGUAAAAUGGACGAAAAAAAAUUUUGCUUGAUUGAUUUACAGAUGAGAAGUACAUUUCACGAAGUUGGAGGGGGUUUGAUGGCCUUAUUAAGAAAUUGUUUAGAGUCUGAACCAGGAGACUCAAAAGCCAUUUUAGCAGGUUAUGUUGAUCAUUUCCAAAGCAUUGAGUCAGAGGAUGUUGGAUGGGGUUGUGGUUGGCGAAAUGUUCAAAUGCUUAGCUCUCACUUGAUGGCCCAAAGGCCAGAAGCUAGAGAAGUUUUGUUUGGUGGUUCUGGAUUUGUUCCUGAUAUCUCAUCACUCCAAAGAUGGCUUGAGAUUGCUUGGGAAAGUGGUUUUGAUACAGCUGGCUCUGAUCAAUUCAAUCAUGUUAUUUAUGGUUCAAAAAAAUGGAUAGGGACCACUGAAUGUGCUUCCCUAUUGCGUUAUUUUGGGCUUCGGGCAAGACUAGUGGAUUUUGGUCCAAAGGAAUCUGAAUCACUUUAUCUAUCUGUCCCAGGUUCGAGUCUAGGGGCCAUGCAAAUGAAAAUUUGUAGUGGAAGUAAAAGGAAAGCAUUUCAUGCUUAUGGACCCAUGGAUAGAUAUCUGUCUCGUGAUGCUUCCCAAGCAAAGUCUAGUGAGAAUGAAAAGUUGAAUUCUUCUGUCAUCCAGCUUGAUGACACUAUGGACAAAGCAUGUGAUGAUAAUGCAAACAAAUGUAAAGGCCAUCAUGUUGUCAUUGACUUCGUGUGGAAUUACUUUUCUAAUAAUUGUUCUAUCCAAUUUGGCCACCAGCGUGUUGUUGUCAGUGAGAAAUCGCCUUUGUACUUUCAACAUGACGGACAUUCAAGGACUAUAGUUGGGAUUCAAGUUAAACGUGAACGGACUGGAACUCUGCAACAUAGUCUCCUCAUUUUUGAUCCUUCUCAUAAAACUGCUGCUCUGGAAAAAUCGCUCAGCAGAGAUACAUUAAAAGAGGGAUUCACACGCUAAGAAGCCACAA
Neltuma alba is the source of this 1973-nucleotide messenger RNA. Its product is annotated as zinc finger-containing ubiquitin peptidase 1. The transcript is spliced from 4 exons. Bases 962 to 1963 code for a protein of 333 amino acids. NCBI's taxonomy places the organism in Eukaryota, Viridiplantae, Streptophyta, Magnoliopsida, Fabales, Fabaceae. The record is from RefSeq and is a predicted model, not a curated record. Gene Ontology annotation, molecular function: ubiquitin-like protein peptidase activity.